UUCGCAGUUUCCUCUGUUUAGCAGGUUAUUAUCGCAGGUUUAUCGAGGGUUUCUCCAAGAUCGCCCUUCCUUUGUCCCAGCUGACGAGGAAAUCUGUGAAACUCGAGUGGACUGAUCGAUGUGAGUCAAGCUUUCAGGAGCUCAAGAAGAGGCUUACCACAGCACCGGUGUUGACUAUUCCCGAUCCUUCUCGGAGUUUCACCAUCUUUAGUGAUGCUUCGAGACAGGGUUUGGGAUGCGUACUUAUGCAGGAUGGCCAGGUCGUUGCUUAUGCUUUACGCCAAUUAAAGCCACAUGAACAGAACUAUCCUACGCACGACUUGGAGCUAGCCGCAGUUGUUCAUGCCCUCAAGAUUUGGCGACAUUAUUUAUAUGGCGGUCGAUGCGAGAUUUUCACGGAUCACAAGAGCUUACAGUAUAUUUUCACUCAAAAGGAGCUCAACAUGCGUCAACGUCAUUGGUUAGAGCUUGUCAAAUAUUAUGAUUGUACUAUUCAAUACCAUCCGGGGAAGGUGAAUGUCGUUGCUGAUGCCCUAAGCCGUAAGAUUCCGAAGUGGAAGUGGGAAGAAGUUACGAUGGAUUUUGCCACAGUGUUGUUAAGGUCGUCUGAACAUCACGAUGCUAUUUGGGUCGUGGUGGGCAGAUUGACUAAGGUUGCUCAUUUCUUACCAGUAUCUAUGAAUAUGUAUUUGGACAAGUUGGCUAAAAUUUAUACCCGUGGGAUCAUUCGACUCCACGGAGUGCCCGUUACUAUCGUGUCAGACAGAGAUCCCAGAUUCACCAGCAGAUUUUGGGAGAGUUUGCACAAGGUGAUGGGCACGCGAUUAGAGUUCAGUUCAGCCUACCAUCCAGAGACUGACGGACAGACCGAGUGGACUAUUCAGACAUUGGAGGACAUACUACGAGCUUUGGUUGUUGACAAGGGUGCUAAGUGGGAGUCGUUAUUGCCAUUAGUCGAGUUUGCUUACAACAACAGUUGUCAUGCUUCUAUCCAGAUGGCUCCUUACGAGGCACUUUACGGUCGUAAAUGUCGUUCGCCUCUUUAUUGGGACGAUGUUGGUGAGCGUCGAGUACUCGGUCUGAAGAUGAUCGAGGAAACCGCAGAACAGGUGGAGUUGAUUAGACAAAGGUUAAAGACAACUCAGAGUCGGCAGAAAUCAUCAGCCGAUCAGCAUAGACGAGAUAUCCAGUUUGAUGUUGGGGAGCGAGCCUUUCUUAGAGUUCGUCCAUUCCGUGGCAUCAUUCGACUCGGGAAGAGAGAGAAGUUACAUCCUCGAUUCAUUGGCCCGUUCGAAGUUCUUGAGCCAGUGGGUGAAGUUGCUUAUCGAUUAGUCUUACCUCCCGAGUUGUCUAAUGUACAUAAUGUUUUCCAUGUAUCCAUGUUACGCAAGUACAUGUGCGAUCCCUACCAUGUCCUUCAGCAUACCGAUAUUCAUAUUCAGCCAGAUCUAUCUUAUGAGGAAAGACCGGUAGCUGUAGUGGACCGACAGGUUCGUAGGCUCCGCAAAUGUGAU
Molecule: messenger RNA, 1514 nt
Organism: Striga hermonthica
Lineage: Eukaryota; Viridiplantae; Streptophyta; Magnoliopsida; Lamiales; Orobanchaceae
Source: the annotation of a GenBank genome assembly